CAGCGAUCUAUUUCUGGAUACCAGCGGGUAGCUAGGCAGCCCUAUAAUGAGACGGCAGCUGUUGUGUCGGUCGCGUAGGGCUUGCGCCCUCUGCAUGCAACCACUCAACUCAUACAACGUAUAAGGUAGCCUCGCUUGCCCGAUACGGCAUCUCCCGAUGGCAUCGAUGGCCGCCGUUUUUGAGCAUCGGAACGGGAAAGCAGGCAAGAAGCCAGAUGUGAGUGAGAGCUGACUAGUGGGCAGUUAGCCUUGCCGUCACGCUGCGUGCGCGCGGUUAUUCAGGUAUCUAUCUAUGGCUCGCGCGAUAACGGCAAGAAGCCAGGCAGAAACAACACGAGGAUAAUCUGGUAAGUGCCCAACGUGAGGGGUGAUGAUGACGUUACAUGCCACCGUCACCAGUUUCUGCAGCUUCCGCAAAUUGCGGUGAGUGACUACAGAUUUAAGAGAUAGAGUUGGUACAGCGGGAAGACGCGGAAUUAAGGACGCCUGGCAUGGCAGCCCAGGUAUUCUAUUCCGAACCGCCCGCGGUCAAGGUCAGCACCAUCAAUUCAUCAUCAAUGCGCGUUGGCAGCCAGCUAUUUUGCGGUUGUCUCAAUUGCUUGCUGCAAGGAGCGGGCGGUCCCGAACCUGAUUGCAGCGUUGUCGGCGACUUUGUCGGGCACGUAUCGCCGGUGUCGGUGCCGUCAGGUGCGAAAAAAAAACCUGAAAAGGGGGAGCAAGCAGGUUUUUCCCUGGUUUGUUGGCGCCUGCAACCAGUCAUGCGUCAAGGUUGCGCUGCGACAGGUUUGCGCGUUGGUGAUAAGUCAAUUGUGAGCAAAGCCAAUCCAUCAAAGGGAGAGAUACGCCGGCAAGCAGCCGACGGGAGUCAGGGGAGAGACAAGCAACAACGGCGUCUGCGAGAGCGCCUGUUCGUUUUCCGUCUCCCCCACAACCAACUGCCACCCUCAAUGUCCAUGUUGAGAAGGGUCGCUGAGUGGUGUCUUUUGCAGUUUGCAGGUUGCCAUUUCAAGCGGUGAGGCGUAGAUGCGGCAGCUUUGUAUGUUGAUUGCGUAUCGAAAUCGGUAGCAGGGAGGGGCUGUCUGUGAUUUUCCGGGGAAAGCAGACCGGGAAGUUUGGGACCAGGUUGGGAUCCUUGACUUCGCCAAGGCGGCGGAUUGGGAGCCGGAUCGAGGUUCAAACGGUCCCAUCUUUUCGUUUUCCCCAGGAAACGGUUGCCUGGGCCGUUAUUCCAAAACGCUGGCUCUCUCCCAUGUAAACCCGGGGCGCUGGCCCAGAACGCUCAGGGUCCGAUGAGGCCUUCCCCAGCUCAGCCAGCCCCGGUGAGGGAUCGAAUGAGUCGCCCACGUAUUGGUGUCCUCGUGUCCCAGAAGUCUGGGGGCGGCGGCUCGAUGGGUCGUCGCUCGUCUUGUCCUACCCAAUCCCGAAUUACA
This is a messenger RNA of Parathielavia appendiculata, 1430 nucleotides long. RefSeq lists its product as uncharacterized. The transcript has a single exon. The record is from RefSeq and is a predicted model, not a curated record. NCBI's taxonomy places the organism in Eukaryota, Fungi, Ascomycota, Sordariomycetes, Sordariales, Chaetomiaceae. The coding region runs from base 492 to 1016 and encodes 174 amino acids.